AUGGCAACACAUCACCUCCUUGUCCUGGACAUCUUUUUCUUCCUCACUGGACUCUCAGGUAAGUGAGGGAAGACAUUUUGUUGUUUGAUAUUAUUAGACUCACUUCCUCUAACUCAGACACUGAGACUGAGUACAUGCUGAAAGUCAUAAAACUUGUAAUGUUCCGUUUACUUUGCCCAUAGACAUUUUAGUCACAUUAUAGAUUUUCAGUAUUUUGUCGUCAAUGUAUUGAUGAAUUGUAUAUGAUUUAUUUUGUGAAACAGUUGUACUUUUUAGCAUUUCUGUUUUUUUGUUGUUUUGCAUAACACAUUUUAAUAAACUUCCAGUAAAACAGAACAAACAUAUUAAGAAAUAGAAAAUAAAAAGCUCCCAUGUCUAUCAAUAUGAGAAAAUAUUGAUAUUUUUACCUAUAUGUUUUAAACAAAUAAGCCAGUAAAAAAAAAAUACGGAACUCAAUAUUGUACACAAUAAUCCAAUCAAUGUUUCAGUAUCUAAUAAACAUUCCAAUAACUUAUUUUUGUCAAACAUAACUUUAAAUUGAUUGAAACUAGAGAUUGUCUCCAUAGUUUAGGGGUGCAGUAAAUUCCAUGUCAAAGCUACACUAUAUAUACAAAAGUAUGUGGACACCCCUUCAAAUUAGUGGAUUCGGCUAUUUCAGCCACACCCGUUGCUGACAGGUGUAAAAAAAAAAAAGAGCACACAGCCAUGCAAUCUCCAUAGACAAACAUUGGCAGUAGAAUAGCCUUACUGAAGAGCUCAGUGAAUUUCAACGUGACAGCUAGAGCUGCCCCAGUCAACUGUAAAUGCUAUUAUUGUGAAGUGGAAACGUCUAGGAGCAACAACGGCUCAGCCACAAUGUGGUAGGCCACACAAGCUCACAAAACGGGACCACCGAGAGCUGAAGUGCGUAUGCACGUAAAAAUCGUAUGUCCUCGGUUGCAACACUCACUACCGAGUUCCAAACGGCCUCUGGAAGCAACGUCAGCACAAGUACUGUUCGUCUGGAGCAUCAUGAAAUUGGUUUCCAUGGCGGAGCAACCACCAUUUGUCUGCUGGAGUGGUGUAAAUCUCGCCGCUAUUGGACUUUGGAGCAGUGGAAACACAUUCUCUGGAGUGAUAAAUCAUGCUUCACCAUCUGGCAGUCCGACGGAUGAAUCUGGGUUUGGCGGAUCCCAGGAGAACGCUACCUGCCCUAAUGCAUAGUGCCAACUGUACAUUUUGGUGGAGGAGGAAUAAUGGUCUGGGGCUGUUUUUCAUGGUUUGGGCUAGGCCCCUUAGUUCCCGUGAAGGGAAAUCUUAACGCUACAGCAAACAAUGACAUUCUAGAUGAUUCUGUGCUUCCAACUUUGUGGCAACAGUUUAGGGAAGGCCCUUUCCUGUUUCAGCAUGACGAGGUCCAGACAUGGUUUGUUGAGAUUUGUGUGGAAGAACUUGAUUGGACUGCACAGAGCCCUGACCUCAACCAUAUCAAACACCUUUGGGAUGAAUUGGAACACCGACUGCGAGCCAUGCCUAAUUGCCCAACAUCAGUGCCCGAUCUCACUACUACUCUUGUGGCUGAAUGGAAGCAAGUCCCCGCAGCAAUAAUCCAACAUCUAGUGGAAAGCCUUCCCAGAAGUGUGGAGGCUGUUAUAGCAGCAAAGGGGGGACCAACUCCAUAUUAAUUCCCAUGAUUUUGGAAUGAGAGCAUGUGUCCACAUACUUUUGGUCAAGUAGUGUAAAAAUGAAUUCAAUGGUUAAAGUGUUGCCUCUGUUCUCAUGGCUCGACUUGGGUGUCACAACAUCAGCAGUUUCUGAGUCAAUAACUGGUGUCACAAACACAUGGUGUGGGAACCAACAACAGUUUGCCUCAGUUUUCUCCAGAUGUCACAAGUUCAUGCAUUAUGUCAAGUUGUUUGGCUUAUUAUCUGAUGGGACUCUGGAGCAGCUGGGUAAAAUUAAAUCUAAUUGUGUUUUAUGUUGAUGUGUCUGCAGGUACACAGAGUGCUUCCACAGUGAGUCAUGUUUCUGUGAGGAAAGGAAGCUCCAUCACCAUCACGUCUCUAUGAUCAGAGCUAUAGAAACAAUGUGAAAUACUGGUGCAGAGGAUCUGAUUGGUUUGGUUGCUCUACUGUAGUACUCACUGACCAUCCUAAGAGCAGUGGUACAAGUCUACGUGAUUCUGAUUAAUAUUGGUGUAUUGUGGAGAGGAUGGAUUGGGUAGAUGAUGGGGUUGGACUCCAGCUAUCUGUUACUCCAGCUAAGAUCCAUGCACUGCUGUGUCCAUUUAAGAUGAAUUAAUUGUAGUGCUCAAUCGUGUCCCAUAAAGUAAUAUCCCAUAAUAGUCCUGUUGAUGAGUGUAUUACUUGGAAGCAGUCAUACACAUAUUCACCACAUUAAUAAAUUGGUAGACUACAAACAUUCCUGUGCAAAUCCUGGGUCAGAACAGACUGUGUUUGAUAGAAUCACAUGUUGCUGUAUCAUUAUCUAACACACUGUCUGUUCUGUAUGCUCUAGUCUACAUCUAUUGUACAUACUAUCAGUGACUGAACCAGUGUUUCAACAUACACUUUCUCAGUGUUAUAUGAAUAUCAAUGAUGACUAGGUAGUCUCCUAAUUAUAUUGGUGUUUUCAUUAUCAGACUCAUCCAAUCACAACCUUUAUCUACAUUGUGUUCAUGUAUUCCAGAACUCUAUGUGCAACAACAACAGAUGACUGGAGUUGUAGGAGGGAGUGUCACUGUGCACUGUUACUAGAGUCGCAAAUGGGACUUCCAAAUGGACAAUGACCACAAGCAUACAUCCAAAGUUGUGGCAAAAUGGCUUAAGGACAACAAAGUCAAGGUAUUGGAGUGGCCAUCACAAAGCCCUGACCUCAAUCCUAUAGAAAAUGUGUGGGCAGAACUGAAAAAGCAUGUGUGAGCAAGGAGGCCUACAAACCUGACUCAGUUACACCAGCUCUGUCAGGGGGAAUGGGCCAAAAUUCACCCAACUUAUUACAUUUACAUUUUGCAGGCGCUCUUAUCCAGAGCAACUUACAGUUAGUGAGUGCAUACAUUUUUCAUACUGGCCCCCCCGUGGGAAUCAAACCCACAACACUGGCGUUGCAAGCACCAUGCUCUACCAACUGAGCUACAGUAGGCCUAUAUUAUUAUGAGAAGCUUGUGGAAAGCUUCCCGAAACGUUUGACCCAAGUUAAACAAUUUAAAGGCAAUGCUACCAAACACUAAUUGAUAGUAUGAAAACUUCUGACCCACUGGGAAUAUGAUGAAAGAAAUAAAAGCUAAAAUAAAUCAUUCUCUCUACUAUUAUUCUGACAUUUCACUUUCUUAAAAUAUAGUGGUGAUCCUAACUGACCUAAAACAGGGAAUUUUUACUGGGAUUAAAUGUCAGCAAUUGUGAAAAACUGAGUUUAAAUGUAUUUGGCUAAGGUGUAUGUAAACUUCCGACUUCAACUGUACAUCUGGAGCCAGGGGACACUGGGUAUUACUGGUGUGACAUUGAUAUCAAAGGAGUAGUGGAUGACGGAGUAAGAGUGUCGUUAUCUGUCACUCAAGGUAAGAUUCUUACACUGCUAGCAUCUGUGUUCAGUAAAGCAGAAUGAAUAGGGUUCAGUAAUGUCCCAUAAACGGUCCUAUAUGUUCAAUAUGUUACUUUUCCCGCUGUAGCUGUCUAAAACAAUCUUAAGUUAAUAAUAUUAUCCCCGGCCCCUAAUAAAUUACCCCACGCUGUCCAUACUUCAGAGAAAUGCUUUUUAUUUCAAUUUGAAUAAAAUGUUUUAUGACUGAAUAGUGAUAGUGUCUAUAUGAUAUGUGUUAUCUGAUACAUUACCUUUGUCUUUCUGUCUCUCUGAGUUCAGGUAUUCCAGGCCUUUACGUUGACCAACAACAGGUGACUGGAAUUGUUGGAGCGGGUCUCACUGUCAAUUGCUAAUAUGGUAAUUCUGGAGUUAUGAUGUGGUGCUAUGAGGUGCUAUGGUUCUGGUGCUAUGAGGUGGUGGCUCUUGUGUGGAGAGGAAUGUUGGGAAUUUAGAUGGAGAAUCAGUAUAAAUAAAGUGAAUAAUUGAUGCCAAUGGAAGACAAGUUGUGAUAUUGACUAUAAGUAGAUAGGAAGGCAAUGGUUGCAUUGGCUGGGGCUCUUGUUCAGUGCCACUUUGAUUUUUGCAUGCUCUUCCUGGUACAACAGUGCCCUCUAGUGCCCUCUAGAAAUUAAAAACAAAUUGCAGACAUCUCAGAAGAAAUUAGUUAGGAUUAUUCUCAGAUUUCCAGCACAUACUCAUCUUGACCACUCCCACUUUGAAAGCCUCAGAUGUCUCAAAGUGGAGGAGAGAGUGAGCGGUAGGCCUACAGUAUGUGGGUGAGAAGGUAAUUCCCGGGAUAGCAUAUGGGUCGACUUUUGGUGCCUAUUUUGUUUUAUAUUGUGUCAAAUGUAUUGUGUUAGAGCUAAAUGAGACAAGGGCGAUGUACCUCUCCCCCUUAAAAGGACCACAAUGGAAAUACACGUUUUCAAGCUUUAUUGUGUUAUACUUGAUGAAUUAUUGUAUUGUCUGUGGAGGUGUCUACUCUCAGGAAUUGUGAAAAACUGAGUUUAAAUGUAUUUGGCUAAGGUGUAUGUAAACUUCCGACUUCAACUGUAUUUAACUGGUCAAGAGUUUUGUCACACUUGGUGUCUAUAACUCAGAGAAAAUAGAUAUCACAUGUGGCGUUCCACAAGUUUCGAUUUUGGGUCCGGUAUUGUUCAGUUUAUAUACAGUGCAUUCGGAAAGUAUUCAGACCCCUUCCAUUUUUCCACAUUUUGUUACAUUACAGCCUUAUUCUAAAAUUGAUUAAAAAAAAUAAUAAUCUCAUCAAUCUACACAAUACCACAUAAUGACAAAGCAAAAACAGGUUUUUAGAAUUUUUUGCAAAUGUAUAAACAAUAAAAAUGGAAAUAUCACAUUUACAUUAUUAUUCAGACCCUUUACUCAGUACUUUGUUGAAGCACCUUUGGCAGUGAUUACAACCUUGAGUCUUCUUGGGUAUGACACUAAGAGGUAUGUUUCGUUCAUCUUUCCCUCGAUUCUGACUAGUCUCCUAGUCCCUGCCGCUGAAAAACAUCCCCACAGUAUGAUGCUGCCACCACCAUGCUUCAUCGUAGGGAUGGUGCCUAGUUUUCUCCAGACGUGAUGCUUGGCAUUCAGGCCAAAGAGUUAAAUCUAGGUUUCAUCAGACCAGAGAAUCUUGUUUCUCAUGGUCUGAGAGUCCUUUAGGUGCCUUUUGGCAAACUGGCGGGCUGUCAUGUGCAUUUUACUGAGGAGUGGCUUCCAUCUGGCCACUCUACCACUAAGGCCUGAUUGGUGGAGUGCUGCAAAGAUGGUUGUCCGUCUGGAAGGUUCUCCCAUCUCCACAGAGGAACUCUGGAGCUCUAUCAGAGUGCCCAUCGGGUUCUUGGUCAUCUCCCUGACCAAGGCCCUUCUCCCCUGAUUGCUCAGUCUUGGUGGUUCCAAACUUCUUCCAUUUAAGAAUGAUGGAGGCCACUGUGUUCUUGGGGACCUUCAAUGCUGCAGAAAUCUUUGGUACCCUUCCCCAGAUUUGUGCCUCGACACAAUCCUGUCUCGGAGCUCAACGGACAAUUCCUUCGACCUCAUGGCUUUGUUUUUGCUCUGACAUACACUGUCAACUGUGGGACCUCAUAUAGACAGGUGUGUGCCUUUCCAAAUUAUGUCCAAUCAAUUGAAUUUACCACAGGUGGACUCCAAUCAAGUUGUAGAAACAUCUCAAGGAUGAUCAAUGGAAACAGGAUGCACCUGAGCUCAAUUUAGAGUCUCAUAGCAAAGGGUCUGAAUUCUUAUGUAAACAAGGUAUUACUGUUCUUUAUUUUUAAUACAUUUGCAAACAUUUCUAAAACCUGUUUUCAACUUGUCACUAUGGGGUAUUGUGUGUAGAUUGAUGAGGAAAAUGUUUUAUUUAAUCCAUUUUAGAAUAAGGCUGUAACGUAACAAAAUGUGGAAAAAGUGAAGGGGUCUGAAUACUUUGUGAAUGCACUGUAUGUUAGCCCUUGGCAGUGUUAUAAGAAAGCACAACAUUGAUUUUCACUGCUAUGCAGACAAUACACAACUUUACAUUUCUGUGUCACAAGAGGAUUUUAGCUCCACAGACAAAUUAUUAGACUGUAUUAGUGAUGUAAAUACUUGGAUGGCUCACAACUUCCUCCAGUUAAAUCAAGACAAGACCGAGGUACUUAUUUUUGGAGCCAAAGCACAGCGAGAGAAUCUGGCCGCACAUUUUAAUUUACGGGCAAUUAAGAUAAAACACCAGGUAUAAAACCUAGUUGUCAUUUUAGAUUCUGAACUCAAUUUCUAAUCACACAAAAGGAAUGUGACCAAAAUAGCUUUUUACCACAUCAGGAACAUUGCCAAGGUGCGGCCGUUUCUAUCUCAGGCUGAUACAGAGAGACUCAUCCAUGCUUUUAUUAAAAGCAGGCUUGACUACUGUAAUGCUCUCCUGUCUGGUCUACCCAAGAAAGCCAUUGGUCAACUGCAAAUCAUACAGAAUGCUGCAGCACGGGUACUGACCAAGACAAGACGGAAAGCACACAUUACACCGGUUUUAAAGUCUCUGCACUGGCUGCCUGUGAGUUUUAGAAUGAAUUCUAUUGGUUUUCAAGUCGAUCCACGAUUGUGCACCCCAAUACAUAUCAGACAUGCUUUUAUUUAAUUAAUUUUUUAAAAGUUAUAUACCCAGUAGGUCUGUCACGCCCUGGCUCUGGGGACACUUGUAUGUUGAGCCAGGGUGUGCAUUUCAUUUGUGUAUCUAGUAUGUGUAUUUCUAUGUUGGCCUGAGUGGCUCCCAAUCAGAGGCAACGAGUGUCAGCUGUCGUUGGUUGUCUCUGAUUGGGAGCCAUAUUUAAACUGUCUGUUUCCCAUUUGUGUUUGUGGGAUCUUGUUUCAAGUCUGUUUAUGUUAGACCGUGAACUGUCACGUAUCGUUUGUUGUUUUUGAUCGUGUCUCUAAUUAAAGAGUAUGUUUGCCUGCAACGCUGCGCCUUGGUCCUCAUCUUUGGUAGACGAUCGUGACAGAAGAUCCCACCUCGACUGGAUCAAGCAGCGUGACGAGGAGAGAGGAUGGACUUGGGAGGAGAUGAGUGCGAGUCUGGAAAGAGGGAUGGAGGCCUUGGCCACGGGUAGGAGUGAAGCCCAUACAUUUUUUAGGGGGGGGCUAACGCCGUGGACGACGGGGCAGCAGGAGGCCGCCAGGUUACGGGAGUCACUGGUCACCAGGGGGAAGGAGGAUGUAGAGGCACGGCGAGAGGUACUGGCGUGUGUUGCCAGUCUGGUCCGGCCUGUUCCUGAUCCCCACGUAGGGCCAGUGGUGUGUGUUCCCAGUACGGUCCGGCCUGUUCCUGCCACUCGCACCAAGUCAGUGGUGAGCUUCGUCAGCCCGGCACGGCCCGUUCCUGCUCCCCGCACCAAGUCAGUAGUGCGCGUCGUCAGCCCGGUCCGGCCCAUUCCUGCUCCCCGCACCAAGUCAGUGGUGCGUUUCGUCAGCCCGGCGCGGCCCGUUCCUGCUCCCCGCACCAAGUCAGUGGUGCGCGUCGUCAGCCCGGUCCGGCCCAUUCCUGCUCCCCGCACCAAGUCAGUGGUGCGUUUCGUCAGCCCAGCUCGGCCCGAUCCUGCUCCCCGCACCAAGUCAGUGGUGCGCUUCGUCAGCCCGGCACGGCCCAUUCCUGCUCCCCGCACCAAGUCAGUGGUGCGCUUCGUCAGCCCGGUCCGGCCCGCUCCUGCUCCCCGCACCAAGUCAGUGGUGCGUUUCAUCAGCCCGGUCCGGCCCGCUCCUGCUCCCCGCACCAAGUCAGUGGUGCGUUUCGUCAGCCCGGUGCGGCCCGCUCCUGCUCUCCACACCAAGCCAGUGGUGUGCGUCGUCAGUCCGGCACGGCCCGUGCCUGUUCCACCGGUGGCUGGUCCGGCACCGGUCAGAUGCUUCACGCCGGAGCUAGAGCAAUCCGCUCCACCAGUGUGCAGUCCAGCUCCGGCCAGCGGGGCCAGACCGGACCAGGGGUACUUUGGGGGGUUGGAGAGGGAGCGGGGAUCAGGCCCGGAGCCGGAUCCGCCGCCUAAGCGGAGUGCCCAUCCGGUCCCUCCCCUGUGGUGUUUGGUGGGCGCGGUCGGAGUCCGCGCCUUUAGGGGGGGGUACUGUCACGCCCUGGCUCUGGGGACACUUGUAUGUUGAGCCAGGGUGUGCAUUUCAUUUGUGUAUCUAGUAUGUGUAUUUCUAUGUUGGCCUGAGUGGCUCCCAAUCAGAGGCAACGAGUGUCAGCUGUCGUUGGUUGUCUCUGAUUGGGAGCCAUAUUUAAACUGUCUGUUUCCCAUUUGUGUUUGUGGGAUCUUGUUUCAAGUCUGUUUAUGUUAGACCGUGAACUGUCACGUAUCGUUUGUUGUUUUUGAUCGUGUCUCUAAUUAAAGAGUAUGUUUGCCUGCAACGCUGCGCCUUGGUCCUCAUCUUUGGUAGACGAUCGUGACAGAAGAUCCCACCUCGACUGGAUCAAGCAGCGUGACGAGGAGAGAGGAUGGACUUGGGAGGAGAUGAGUGCGAGUCUGGAAAGAGGGAUGGAGGCCUUGGCCACGGGUAGGAGUGAAGCCCAUACAUUUUUUAGGGGGGGGCUAACGCUGUGGACGACGGGGCAGCAGGAGGCCGCCAGGUUACGGGAGUCACUGGUCACCAGGGGGAAGGAGGAUGUAGAGGCACGGCGAGAGGUACUGGCGUGUGUUGCCAGUCCGGUCCGGCCUGUUCCUGAUCCCCACGUAGGGCCAGUGGUGUGUGUUCCCAGUACGGUCCGGCCUGUUCCUGCCACUCGCACCAAGUCAGUGGUGAGCUUCGUCAGCCCGGCACGGCCCGUUCCUGCUCCCCGCACCAAGUCAGUAGUGCGCGUCGUCAGCCCGGUCCGGCCCGCUCCUGCUCCCCGCACCAAGUCAGUGGUGCGCGUCGUCAGUCCGGUCCGGCCCAUUCCUGCUUCCCGCACCAAGUCAGUGGUGCGUUUCGUCAGCCCGGCGCGGCCCGUUCCUGCUCCCCGCACCAAGUCAGUGGUGCGCGUCGUCAGCCCGGUCCGGCCCAUUCCUGCUCCCCGCACCAAGUCAGUGGUGCGUUUCGUCAGCCCAGCUCGGCCCGAUCCUGCUCCCCGCACCAAGUCAGUGGUGCGCUUCGUCAGCCCAGCACGGCCCGUUCCUGCUCCCCGCACCAAGUCAGUGGUGCGCUUCGUCAGCCCAGUCCGGCCCGCUCCUGCUCCCCGCACCAAGUCAGUGGUGCGUUUCGUCAGCCCGGUCCGGCCCGCUCCUGCUCCCCGCACCAAGUCAGUGGUGCGUUUCGUCAGCCCGGCGCGGCCCGCUCCUGCUCUCCACACCAAGCCAGUGGUGUGCGUCGUCAGUCCGGCACGGCCCGUGCCUGUUCCACCGGUGGCUGGUCCGGCACCGGUCAGAUGCUUCACGCCGGAGCUAGAGCAAUCCGCUCCACCAGUGUGCAGUCCAGCUCCGGCCAGCGGGGCCAGACCGGACCAGGGGUACUUUGGGGGGUUGGAGAGGGAGCGGGGAUCAGGCCCGGAGCCGGAUCCGCCGCCUAAGCGGAGUGCCCAUCCGGUCCCUCCCCUGUGGUGUUUGGUGGGCGCGGUCGGAGUCCGCGCCUUUAGGGGGGGGUACUGUCACGCCCUGGCUCUGGGGACACUUGUAUGUUGAGCCAGGGUGUGCAUUUCAUUUGUGUAUCUAGUAUGUGUAUUUCUAUGUUGGCCUGAGUGGCUCCCAAUCAGAGGCAACGAGUGUCAGCUGUCGUUGGUUGUCUCUGAUUGGGAGCCAUAUUUAAACUGUCUGUUUCCCAUUUGUGUUUGUGGGAUCUUGUUUCAAGUCUGUUUAUGUUAGACCGUGAACUGUCACGUAUCGUUUGUUGUUUUUGAUCGUGUCUCUAAUUAAAGAGUAUGUUUGCCUGCAACGCUGCGCCUUGGUCCUCAUCUUUGGUAGAUGAUCGUGACAAGGUCCCUCAGGUCCUCUGGCUCUGGCCUUUAACUAUCCCAAAGCCUAGGACCAAGAGGCACGGAGAGGCAGUUUUUAGUUACUAUGCCCCCUGUCUCUGGAAUAGCCUGUCAGAGAACCUGAGGGGGGCCGAAAACAGUGGACAUAUUUAAAUAGAAUCGUAAAAAACACCAUUUUAGCUUUGCUUUUCCUUAGGGUGCUUUUUUAGUCUUUCAGUUUUAAAUUGUUAUACUUUUGUUAUGUUUAUCCUCUUGUGUUUCUUGUGUAGUAGAUAUUUCAGUUGUAUUUUAAUUGUUUAUUUGUUUUUUCCUGUAAAGUGCAUUGUGUUGCAUUCAUGUCUGAAAUGCUCUAUAUACAGUGGGGGAAAAAAGUAUUUAGUCAGCCACAAAUUGUGCAAGUUCUCCCACUUAAAAAGAUGAGAGAGGCCUGUAAGUUUCAUCAUAGGUACACGUCAACUAUGACAGACAAAUUUAGAAGAAAAAAAAUCCAGAAAAUCACAUUGUAGGAUUUUUUAUGAAUUUAUUUGCAAAUUAUGGUGGAAAAUAAGUAUUUGGUCACCUACAAACAAGCAAGAUUUCUGGCUCUCACAGACCUGUAACUUUUUCUUUAAGAGGCUCCUCUGUCCUCCACUCGUUACCUGUAUUAAUGGCACCUGUUUGAACUUGUUAUCAGUAUAAAAUACACCUGUCCACAACCUCAAACAGUCACACUCCAAACUCCACUAUGGCCAAGACCAAAGAGCUGUCAAAGGACACCAGAAACAAAAUUGUAGACCUGCACCAGGCUGGGAAGACUGAAUCUGCAAUAGGUAAGCAGCUUGGUUUGAAGAAAUCAACUGUGGGAGCAAUUAUUAGGAAAUGGAAGACAUACAAGACCACUGAUGAUCUCCCUCGAUCUGGGGGCUCCACGCAAGAUCUCACCCUGUGGGGUCAAAAUGAUCACAAGAACGGUGAGCAAAAAUCCCAGAACCACACGGGGGGACCUAGUGAAUGACCUGCAGAGAGCUGGGACCAAAGUAGCAAAGCCUACCAUCAGUAACACACUACGCCGCCAGGGACUCAAAUCCUGCAGUGCCAGACGUGUCCCCCUGCUUAAGCCAGUACAUGUCCAGGCCCCUCUGAAGUUUGCUAGAGUGCAUUUGGAUGAUCCAGAAGAGGAUUGGGAGAAUGUCAUAUGGUCAGAUGAAACCAAAAUAGAACUUUUUGGUAAAAACUCAACUCGUCGUGUUUGGAGGACAAAGAAUGCUGAGUUGCAUCCAAAGAACACCAUACCUACUGUGAAGCAUGGGGGUGGAAACAUCAUGCUUUGGGGCUGUUUUUCUGCAAAGGGACCAGGACGACUGAUUCGUGUAAAGGAAAGAAUGAAUGGGGCCAUGUAUCGUGAGAUUUUGAGUGAAAACCUCCUUCCAUCAGCAAGGGCAUUGAAGAUGAAACGUGGCUGGGUCUUUCAGCAUGACAAUGAUCCCAAACACACUGCCCGGGCAACGAAGGAGUGGCUUCGUAAGAAGCAUUUCAAGGUCCUGGAGUGGCCUAGCCAGUCUCCAGAUCUCAACCCCAUAGAAAAUCUUUGGAGGGAGUUGAAAGUCUGUGUUGCCCAGCGACAGCCCCAAAACAUCACUGCUCUAGAGGAGAUCUGCAUGGAGGAAUGGGCCAAAAUACCAGCAACAGUGUGUGAAAACCUUGUGAAGACUUACAGAAAACGUUUGACCUGUGUCAUUGCCAACAAAGGGUAUAUAACAAUGUAUUGAGAAACUUUUGUUAUUGACCAAAUACUUAUUUUCCACCAUAAUUUGCAAAUAAAUUCAUAAAAAAUCCUACAAUGUGAUUUUCUGGAUAUUUUUUUCUAAUUUUGUCUGUCAUAGUUGACGUGUACCUAUGAUGAAAAUUACAGGCCUCUCUCAUCUUUUUAAGUGGGAGAACUUGCACAAUUGGUGGCUGACUAAAUACUUUUUUCCCCCACUGUAAAUUAAGUUUGAUUUGGUAUCAGGGACAGAAAAUCUUAAAUAAGAAUAAAUACAAUAAUCAUGAAUUUAACUAGGACUAUGAAAUAAUGAAGAAAGAUUUUUUUAUAUUUUAUGGCUUUUAUUUCUCAUGGAAGUUGAUAACACCCGGGGACAUGGUAAAAACGUCUACAUCCACUGAAAAGUAGUUUAAAAAGUAUUUUUGUAUUUUAAAGGUAAAGGACACCUGACUUUCUAUUUAAAGGCCUUUUGGAAUCCACAUUUUACACUAUUUUACAUUGAAUAAGAAGUGAUAUUUCCUGAGGACAGAAAAGGCACCGCAAUGUAGGAAUGACCCAACUAGCAAAAUGACAUUUUACAUACAGUUGAAGUCGGAAGUUUACAUACACCUUAGCCAAAUACAUUUAAACUCAGUUUUUCACAAUUCCUGACAUUUAAUCCUAGUAAAAAUGCCCUGUCUUAGGUCAGUUAGGAUCACCACUUUAUUUUAAGAAUGUGAAAUGUCAGAAUAAUAGUAGAGAGAAUGAUUUAUUUCAGCUUUUAUUUCUUUCAUCACAUUCCCAGUGGGUCAGAAGUUUACAUACCCUCAAUUAGUAUUUGGUAGCAUUGCGUUUAAAUUGUUUAACUUGGGUCAAACGUUGCGGGUAGCCUUCCACAAGCUUCCCACAAUAAGUUGGGUGAAUUUUGGCCCAUUCCUCUUGACAGAGCUGGUGUAACUGAGUCAGGUUUGUAGGCCUCCUUGCUCGCACAUACUUUUUCAGUUCUGCCCACAAAUGUUCUAUAGGAUUGAGGUCAGGGCUUUGUGAUGGCCACUCCAAUACCUUGACUUUGUUGUCCUUAAGCCAUUUUGACACAACUUUGGAAGUAUGCUUGGGGUCAUUGUCCAUUUGGAAGACCCAUUUGCGACCAAGCUUUAACUUCCUGACUGAUGUAUUGAGAUGUUGCUUCAAUAUAUCCACAUAAUUUUCCUUCCUCAUGAUGCCAUCUAUUUUGUGAAGUGCACCAGUCCCUCCUGCAGCAAAGCACCCCCACAGCAUGAUGCUGCCACCCCGUGCUUCACGGUAGGCACUGUGUUCUUCGGCUUGCAAGAUACCCCCUUUUUCCUCCAAACAUAACGAUGGUCGGGCCUCCCAAGUGGCGUAGUGGUCUAAGACACUGCAUCACAGUGCUAGCUGUGCCACUAGAGAUCCUGGUUUGAGUCUAGGCUCUGUCGUAGCCGGUCGCGACCGGGAGACCCAUAGGGCGGCGCACAAUUGGCCCAGCGCUGUCCAGGGUAGGGGAGGGUUUGGCCGGCAGGGAUGUUGUUGUCCCAUCGCGCACUAGCGACUCCUGUGGCGAGCCGGGCGCAGUGCACACUGACUCGGUCGCCAAGUGUACAGUGUUUAUACUUGCGUACUAUUGUUUGUACAGAUGAACGUGGUACCUUCAGGUGUUUGGAAAUCGCUCCCAAUGAUGAACCAGACUUGUGGAGGUCUACAAAUUUUUUUCUGAGGUCUUAGCUGAUUUAUUUUGAUUUUCCCAUGAUGUCUGGCAAAGGGGCACUGAGUUUGAAGGUAGGCCUAGAAAUACAUCCACAGGUACACCUCCAAUUUACUAAAAUGAUGUCAAUUAGCCUAUCAGAAGCUUCUAAAGCCAUGACAUCAUUUUCUGGAAUUUUCCAAGCUGUUUAAAGGCACAGUCAACUUAGUGUAUGUAAAUGUCUGACCCUCUGGAAUUGUGAUACAGUGAUUUAUAAGUUAAAUAAUCUGUCUGUAAACAAUUGUUGGAAAAAUUACUUUUGUCAUGCACAAAGUAUCCAAAAACUAUAGUUUGUUAACUCCAACCUAAGUGUAUGUAAACUCUUCAACUGUAUAUCUGUACCAUUGUAACUCAAUCAAUCAAAUGUAUUUAUAAAUCCCUUUUUACAUCAGCAGAUGUCGCAAAGUACUAUACAGAAACCCAGCCUAAAACCCCAAACGGUAAGCAAUGUAGGUGUAGAAGCACGGUGGCUAGGAAAAACUCCCUAGAAAGGCAGGAACCUAGGAAGAAACCUAGAGAGGAACCAGGCUCUGAGGGGUGGCCAGUCGUCUUCUGGCUGUACCGGGUGGAGAUAGUACAUGGCGAUGAAGGCCAGAUUGUUCUUCAAGAUGUUCAAAUGUUCAUAGAUGACCAGCAGGGUCAAUCAGAGGUAGAGACAGCAGGUGUGAUAGAGAAAGAGAGAGUCAAAAACAGCAGGUCCGGGACAAGUUAGCACGUCCGGUGUAAAGGUCAGGGUUCCAUAGCCGCAGGCAGAACGUAGCAUGACAAGGUGGACUGGGGACAGCCAGGAGUCAUCAGGCCAGGUAGUCCUGAGGCAUGUUCCUAGAGCUCAGAUCCUCCGGGAGGGGAGGGAGAGAGAGAGAGGAGAGAAUUAGAGGGAGCAAACUUAAAUUCACACAGGACUCCAGAUAAGACAGGAGAAUUACAUCAGAUACAACAGACUGACCCUAGCCCCUCGGCACAUAGACUAUUGCAGCAUAGAUACUGGAGGCUGAGACGGGGGGGGGGGGGGGGGGGGGGACACUGUAGCCCCUUUUGACGAUACCCCCGGACAGGGCCAACCAGGCAGGAUAUAACCCCACCCACUUUGCCAAAGCACAGCCCCCACACCACUAGAGGGAUAUCAACAGACCACCAACUUACUACCCUUAGACAAGGCUGAGUAUAGCCCACACAGAUCUCCUCCACCGCACGUGCCUGAGGGGACGCAAAACCGGACAGAAAAAUCACAUCUGUGACUCAACCCACUCAAGUGACACACCCCUCCUAGGGAUGGCAUGGAAGAGCACUAGUAAGCCAGUGACUCAGCCCCCGUAAUAGGGUCAGAGGCAGAGUAUCCCAGUGGAGGGAUGGGAGCUGGUCAGGCUGAGACAGCAAGGGCAGUUCGUCGCUCCAGUGCCUUGCCAUUCACCUUUGCACCCCUGGGGAAGACUACACUCAAUCGAAGGACCUACUGAAGAGAUGAGUCUUCAGUAAAGACUUAAAGGUUGAGACCGAGUCUGCGUCGCUCACAUGGAUAGGCAGGCCAUUCCAAAAAAAUAGGAGAAACUCUACCUCCAGCUGUUUGCUUAGUAAUUCUAGGGACAAUAAGGAGGCCUGCGUCUUGUGACUGUAGCAUACGUGUAGGUAUGUACGGCAGGACCAAAUCGGAGAGAUACAGUGGCUUGCGAAAGUACAGUCGUGGUCAAAAGUUUUGAGAAUGACACAAGUAUUGGUCUUCACAAAGUUCGCUGCUUCAGUGUUAUGAGAUAUUUUUGUCAGAUGUUACUAUGGUAUACUGAAGUAUAAUUACAAGCAUUCCAUAAGUGUCAAAGGCUUUUAUUGACAAAUACAUUAAGUUUAUGCAAAGAGUCAAUAUUUGCAGUGUUGACCCUUCUUUUUCAAGACCUCUGCAAUCCGCCCUGGCAUGCUGUCAAUUAUCUUCUGGGCCACAUCCUGACUGAUGGCAGCCCAUCCUUGCAUAAUCAAUGCUUGGAGUUUGUCAGAGUUUGUGGGUUUUUGUUUGUCCACCCGAGGAUCAACCGCAAGUUCUCAAUGGGAUUAAGGUCUGGGGUGUUUCCUGGCCAUGGACCCAAAAUGUCGAUGUUUUGUUCCCCGAGCCACUUAGUUAUCACUUUUGCCUUAUGUCAAGGUGCUCCAUCAUGCUGGAAAAGGCAUUGGUCGUCACCAAACUGUUCUUGGAUGGUUGGGAGAAGUUGCUCUCGGAGGAUGUGUUGGUACCAUUCUAUAUUCAUGGCUGUGUUCUUAGGCAAAAUUGUGAGUGAGCCCACUCCCUUGUCUGAGAAGCAACCCCACACAUGAAUGGUCUCAGGAUGCUUUACUGUUGGCAUGACACAGGACUGAUGGUAGCGCUCACCUUAUCUUCUCCGGACAAGGUGGUUUCCGGAUGCCCCAAACAAUCGGAAAGGGGAUUCAUCAGAGAAAAUGACUUUACCCCAGUCCUCAGCAGUCCAAUCCCUGUACCUUUUUCAGAAUAUCAGUAUGUCCCUGAUGUUUUUCCUGGAGAGAAGUGGCUUCUUUGCUGCCCUUCUUGACACCAGGCCAUCCUCCAAAUGCCUUCGCCUCACUGUGCGUGCAGAUGCACUCACCCCUGCCUGCUGCCAUUCCUGAGCAUGCUCUGCACUGGUGGUGCCCCGAUCCCGCAGCUGAAUCAACUUUAGGAGACGGUCCUGGCGCUUGCUGGACUUUCUUGGGUGCCCUGACGCCUUCUUCACAAAAAUUGAACCUCUCUCCUUGAAGUUCUUGAUGGUCUGAUAAAUGGUUGAUUUAGGUGCAAUCUUAUUAGCAGCAAUAUCCUUGCCUGUGAAGCCCUUUUUGUGCAAAGCAAUGAUGACGGCACGUGUUUCCUUGCAGAUAACCAGGGUUAACAGAGGAAGAACAAUGAUUUCAAGCACCACCCUCCUUUUAAAGCUUCCAGUCUGUUAUUCUAACUCAAUCAGCAUGACAGAGUGAUCUCCAGCCUUGUCCUCGUCAACACUCUCACCUGUGUUAAUGAGAGAAUCACUGACAUGAUGGCAGCUGGUCCUUUUGUGGCAGGGCUGAAAUGCAGUGGAAAUUUGUUUUUGGGAUUAAGUUCAUUUUCAUGGCAAAGAGGGACUUUCUGGAGUAUAUGCAAAUUGCCAUCAUCAAAACUGAGGCAGCAGACUUUGUGAAAAUUAGUAUUUGUGUCAUUCUCAAAACUUGCGACAAUAUCAGCAAUUACAUGUCUCGGUUACUGUCUGGUGUCACAAACACAUGGUGUGACAACCACAGUUUGGCUACUUUUUCUACAGAAGUCACAAAUUCAAGCAUUGUGUCAAGUUGUUUGGUUGAUCAUCUGAUGGGACUUAUGAGCAGCUGGGUAAAAUGAAAGUAUCUAAAUUUGUUUUCUGUUGUUGUAUCUACAGGUACACAGAGUGUGUCCACAGUGAGUCAAGUGUCUGUAAAGCGAGGAGGCUCCAUCACCAUCCCAUGUCUCUAUGGUCAGAUAUAUAGAAACCAUGUGAAAUACUGGUGUAGGGGAUCUGGUUGGUUAAGUUACUCUAAUGUAGUACGCACUGACCAUCCUAAAACCAGUGGUAAGACCUCAAUCUCUGAUGACAUCAACCAGCAAAUGUUCACUGUGACCAUAACGAAGCUUAGUCCUAGUGAUUCUGAUUAUUACUGGUGUAUUGUGGAGAAGGAAUGCACAGAUGAUGGGGUUGGACUGCAGUUAUCUGUUACUCCAGGUAAGAUCCAAACACUGCUGUGUCCAUUAAAGCAGAAUUAAUAGUAGUGCUCAGUAAUGUCCCAUAAAGUAAUGUCCCAUAAUAGUCCUGUUGAUGAGUGUGUUACAUUUACCUCUACGAAGCAGUCAUACAUAUUUUCACCAAAUGAAAUCCAUUGAGGAUAUUAUAUUGGUAGAUUACAAACAUCUCUGUGCACCUCCUGGGUCAGAGCAGAUAGUGUGUUUGAUAGAAUCACAUGUUGCUGUAUCAUUAUCUAACACACUGUCUGUUCUGUAUGCUCAUGUCUACAUCUAUUGUACAUACUAUCAGUGACUGCACAAGUGUUUCAACAUACACUUUCUCAGUGUAAUAUGAAUAUCAAUGAUGACUAGGUAGUCGCCAAUAUACAGUACCAGUCAAACGUUUGGACACACCUCCUCAUUCAAGGGUUUUUCUUAAUUUUUACUGUUUUCUACAUCGUAGAAUAAUAGUGAAGACAUCAAAAGGAAUCAUGUAGUAACCAAAAAAGUGUUAAACAAAUCAAAAUAUAUUUUAUAUAAUAGCCCUUACACUCCUCCAGGCCGGGAUGUUUAACCAAGAAGGAGAGUGAUGGAGUGCUGCAUCAGAUGACCUGGCCUCCACAAUCCCCCGACCUCAACCCAAUUGAGAUGGUUUGGGAUGAGUCCGACGGCAGAGUGAAGGAAAAUCAGCCAACAAGUGCUCAGGAUAUGUGGGAACUCCUUCAAGACUGUUGGAAAAGCAUUCCAGUUGAAGCUGGUUGAGAGAAUGCCAAGAGUGUGCAAUGCUGUCAUCAAGGCAAAGGAUGGCUAUUUGAAGAAUCUCAAAUAUAAAUAUAUUUUGAUUUGUUUAACACUUUUUUGGUUACUACAUGAUUGCAUAUGUGUUAUUUCAUAGUUUUGAUGUCUCACUAUUAUUCUACAAUGUAAUAAAUUGUAAAAAAUUAAGAAAAACCCUUGAAUGAGUAGGUGUGUCCAAACUUUUGACUGGUAGUGUAUAUUGGUGUAUUCUUUAUCAGACUCAUCCAAUCACUACCUCUAUCAUUGUGUUCAGUUACUCCAGAACUCUAUGUUGACCAACAAGAGCUGACUGGAGUUGCAGGAUGGGUGGCUCUUGCUCUUGUGUGGCUGUGGGACCUUUUGGGACUUUAGAUGGAACAUUUGUGAAGUUACAGCAGGAGCAGAGAAAAAACACCAACGGCUUGGUUUUAACUGUGAAGUUGACUGGACUGAGGAUGGAGAACACUGGCUGA
Coregonus sp. 'balchen' is the source of this 18405-nucleotide messenger RNA. NCBI's taxonomy places the organism in Eukaryota, Metazoa, Chordata, Actinopteri, Salmoniformes, Salmonidae. The record is from the annotation of a GenBank genome assembly.